Messenger RNA from Sceloporus undulatus (fence lizard), 2319 nucleotides. RefSeq names its product transmembrane protein 52 (gene TMEM52). The transcript has 5 exons. The record is from RefSeq and is a predicted model, not a curated record. Bases 41 to 685 code for a protein of 214 amino acids. NCBI's taxonomy places the organism in Eukaryota, Metazoa, Chordata, Lepidosauria, Squamata, Phrynosomatidae.
AUCGGAGGCUGGGAAGACAAAGGAGGCUGCCUUUCUUUCCAUGGCGAUGCGAGGCAGCAGCUGCUGCUCCUGGACCAUCUCCAUCCUCACCUUCUUCUCCCAGGUAGUGCCUUCCUUUGCUGAGAGUCGCUGCACAGGCCAAGAGUGCGCUCAAUCGGGAACCAGCUGGACAAGUUUGUGGUACGUCUGGCUUUUCCUGCUGACCGUGUUUCUGUUGCUGAUGUGCGGCAUCGGCGCCAGCUGCGUCAAGUUCUGUUGCCGUACGAAGAGGCCCCCGGUACAGGCGUUUCCUCCCCAUGCACACGACCUCACCGUCAUCCCCAUGGACCAUGACAGUACGGCCCACAGCACCAUCACCUCCUACAGCUCUUUGCAGUAUCCUCAGAGCUUCCCACUGCCUUUGCCCUUUCGUCCGGCAGACCGGAGCAUGGGGAGCCCUCCAGCCUACAGCCUCUAUGCCAUAGAAAUGCCACCGUCCUACGACGAGGCUGUUAGGAUGGCCAAGCCUUACGUCGGGACUCUGUUUGCGGGCCAGAAAGUGGGUGGCCAUGCUCUCGAACCGGCAGCCACAGAGGAAGCAAAUGAACCCCAGGCAUUGCCUGAGUCAUCGCAUGGCGGCCCUGAGGAGGUACCAGAAAGACCAGAAGUCCUGGAUGCUUCUACGCAAGGGCAGCCACAGCCCUAGUAGCUCCACCGGCCAAUGCCUUGGUUGGAAAGAAAAUGGAGGAAAGAGAAGGUUGGCUGCAUAACUUGGCUAGACUCAAGAGGGAGAGAGUCCUACUUGUCUGACCCAUAGCGGCGAUCUGUUGCCUAAAAGGAAUGCCUCCUGUGGUUUGCGAUGACUUUCCAUUGGUGUUUCCAAUGUACCAAUGUACCAGGUUAAAAAUAAGACACUCUGUGCAUGGGAAAUAACUUGGUGUCAGUUGACUUUAGUAUGCAGUGUGAAAAGAGAUGCUGUGGAUUUACAUGACAAUCCACAGAUUGAAGUGAAGAAAAACACUUCAUGAAAACUGACUGUGGUGAUACGACUAGAAAUGGCUGACUGUCGGACCUAAGCUGGCACCAAAAGGAGAUGUUUUUUGUCUCGCCGAGGCAGAAAAGAGAGUACCACUUUUGUGUCUCCUUCUUCAGAGAAGAGUGAAGUGUCCAGCAAAGUGCUGAAGAAUUGGAUUCGUUGCUAUGUAACGUCUUAAGGCCAUUUUAAUCCUCCUUGUUGUAUCUAUUGAUGACUGAGUGUGUGUGUGUGUAGUGUUGGUGGUGUGAUACUCAUCGAAAGACCAAAUUGUGUUUGCAAACAGCUCCUCUCCAAAUCAGAUGUUUCCCAUUGCUAGUUUUUCUUGUUCCCUUCAAAAAAGAAAUGGCUGCACCACACUUGAAAUGUAAAUAUAUAUAUGUGUGUGUGUGUGUGUGUCUGAAUAUAAACACAUUGACUCUUGAUUUUGGGCAUUAACAUGACUACAACUGAAAGGCAUUUUUAACCCUUUAAGGUUCAUGAAUGGGGUUUGGUAUAAGAUUGGAUUUAGCAGGUUGUGUAAAUGACACAGUGCUAUGCUGACUCUGGCUUGGAAGCCCAGGGCUCUACAACCAAGUGGUUAAACCGAGUGUCUAAUUAAUUCAUACAAAAACAUGCAGUUAACCAAGAAAGAGCUAUGACACAUGUGCAAACCCACCCAUAAGGAGCAAGUGAUGUUUCCAAAACAUGUGCAUAGCACUUGCCCUUUAUGUUUUAUUCUUUUGUUAUAUCAGCAGCACAUGUUCAAGAUGUUUCGGAACCUGGCUCGGAACGUUUUGCACAUGUUUAACAUAACUUGAAAUCGCUGGGAUCUUGUAGCAUUUUCCAUGCCUGAGCCAACUGUUUUUUCAAUGUGGCUCUACCUCCUUUUAGCCUUAGGGUCACAUUGUGACUUCCCUCUUCACAAAUACAAACCAUUAUGCAAUCCUAAGAUUGCUAUCUGGGCAGUUCUUUCAGUGUAGUCCUUAGCAAUGAGUGGGGAAUUGGACUGACUUGAGCGAUGGAAGAGUGUGUGCACAUGCCACCCAUUGCGCAGUUGCUUUUCUAACAGUGCAGUUGGCCAGCCAUGGGUUGUAAAACAGCAUGGUACUGAGUUUACAGUCUAAUACAUCUCAGCUUUGUAUUUCUUUUCUUUAUGUGGCCAUAACAAGCGGUAACAAGAGAAAGAGAAUUACAGUAUGAUAGAACUAGAUUCUGUGAGCCAGUGCGCCAUAGUGGUUUGCGCAGUGGGCUAUGGAGAUCAGGGUUCGAUUCCACCACACUUGGCCAUAGAAACCUACUUGGCUGACCUUCAGUGAGUUGCACAC